AUGACCUUUCCAGAUCCUGCCCAUGCCCCAUCCUCGCUCGGCAACUCCCAUAAAUCCCACGCGACCUCCUCCUCCGCCGACUUUGGCGCCUUCACUUCAGCUGCCCCUCCCACCCCUCACUCAGUCCAUCACUUGGGGGAGGCGGAUCUGUUGGGAUCGUACGAGGACGAUCAGCACGUCGCAGAACCUCAGCGAGGGCAGCCACCUCCAUCACCGGGAGCCCAGCCUACCUGGCCGUCGGCGUUCGACCCGCUGGCUACUGGGAGUACAGAAAUCCCUCCAUACCCUCCACAUCUGCCAACAAACACAAUAGAUCGCCACUCUUCCUCGCCGUCUGCCACCUAUAUCUCCCUCCCCCCACGGCCCACAGAGAUCUCUCCGAACUACGUACCUCACGCCCGCACUAGACGGCUGUCUAGUUUUACCGUUGCAACAAGUCCCACGUCACCUCCUGUCUUCACUGAUACCGGUGACGAACUCGUCUUCCAUCCUGCCCACCAGUCUUCGGGUAAUACGGCGCUUGGCUCGAUACAAAACGUGCAACGGAAGAGCUCAACUUCACCUACCAGCUCCCGGGUCAAACCUCCCACUCCACACUCUUCAAUACUUUGGCAACAACAACAAAGCUUGCCUCAAGGUGGAAGUCUGUGCUUGCUCCGCAAGUUCAGUCUCCAACCUCCGAUAUGUCUGGGUAUCACCCCGGAGGUUGCCAUGAGGUGCCUACACAUCAAACAUCUCCACCACCACUUCCAGUACCAAUAG
Molecule: messenger RNA, 762 nt
Organism: Cryptococcus wingfieldii CBS 7118
Lineage: Eukaryota; Fungi; Basidiomycota; Tremellomycetes; Tremellales; Cryptococcaceae
Exons: 2
Coding region: 1-762 (253 amino acids)
Source: RefSeq, a predicted model, not a curated record